This is a messenger RNA of Brachypodium distachyon (stiff brome), 1964 nucleotides long. RefSeq names its product 7-deoxyloganetin glucosyltransferase. The coding region runs from base 162 to 1646 and encodes 494 amino acids. The record is from RefSeq and is a predicted model, not a curated record. Gene Ontology annotation, molecular function: UDP-glycosyltransferase activity. The transcript is spliced from 2 exons. NCBI's taxonomy places the organism in Eukaryota, Viridiplantae, Streptophyta, Magnoliopsida, Poales, Poaceae.
CUUGAUACUCCGUAGUUACCAAAACGGCAAACACUCAGGGUGUGAUGGACGAAUCGUCCAAAAGCUAGGAACAUUAUAUAGCCGCAGCAGAGGAACAGAGGUGAGCACUGCCGCUAAACAAUCCUGCACUCUCAUUCCAGCAAACAGGCUUUCAAGCAGCAAUGGCGACCCCAGCUCCCCACACCGAAAAGCCUCACGUGUUGUUCUUCCCAUUCCCAGCUCAGGGCCAUGUCAAGCCGGCGCUUCAGUUGGCCAAGCUCCUCCACCAUUACCAUGGCUUUCAGGUCACCUUUGUCCACACGGAGCACAACCGCCGCCGCCUCCUCCGCGCGCACCGCCCCGACGCGCUCUCGGGGAUCCCUGGGUUCUGCUUCGCCGCCGUCCCGGACGGCCUUCCCCCCUCGGACGUGAACGCGUCACAGGACAUGGCUGCCCUGCUAUUAUCCCUGGAGACAUCGGUCCCGCACUUCAGGAACCUCGUCGCAGACCUCCCGCCGGUGUCCUGCGUCAUCUCCGACAUCGAGCACAUCCUGAUCGCGGCCAAGGAAAUGGGCCUUCGCUGCGUCACAUUCUGGACCACGGGCGCGUGCGCCUUCAUGGCGUGCCAGCAGUGCCAGCAGCUCGUCGAUAUGGGCAUUCUUCCCUUCAAAGAGGCUGAGCAGCUACGGAAUGGAUACCUGGACAGAACGGUCGUGGACUGGGUGCCAGGGAUGCCCAAGCACAUUCGCCUAAGGGACUUCCCGAGCUUCAUACGCACAACGGACCCUGAAGACCCGAUGAUCAAAAUCCUGUUAAGCUCGAUGGCGUGCCACAGGACCACUCCAUCCGCCAUCAUCUUCCACACCUUCGACGAGCUGGAGCGCGAAACCAUCGCCGCAAUGGCCGGCAUCCUGCCACCGAUCUACGCCGUCGGGCCGUUGCCGCUCCUCGUCAGCCAGAUCCCCGUUGGUGGCGCACUUGACACGUUGGAAUCAAACCUUUCCAAGGAGAACCACGCCUGCCUAGAGUGGCUCAAGGGCAAGGGGCCAAACUCAGUGGUGUAUGUGAGCUUUGGGAGCAUAGCAACGCUGAAUAAAGAACAGCUAGUGGAGUUCGCGUGGGGUUUGGCUAACAGUAAACAGGAGUUCUUGUGGGUUAUCAGAGAUGACUUGGUAAACAAUGGCGCCGACGAGCCUGCCAACGUGUUGCCACCGGAGUUUUUGGAGGGGACCAAGGCGAGGAACUACAUGACGAACUGGGUCCCGCAAGAUGCGGUGCUCCAACACGAGGCGAUCGGCGCGUUCCUGACGCAUUGCGGGUGGAACUCGAUGCUGGAGAGCAUCAGCGCCGGGGUGCCGAUGUUGUGCUGGCCGUUCGGCGCCGAUCAGUACACGAACAGCAGGUACGCUUGUUCUGAGUGGCGCGUCGGCAUGGAGAUCAGCAGCGAUGCAAAGAGAGAUGAGGUAGAAUCAGCCAUCAGGGAGGUGAUGGAAGGGGAGAGGGGAAAGGAGAUGAAGAGAACGGUGAUGGAAUGGAAGGAGAAGGCGACCGUUGCUGCAAUGCCAGGUGGGCCGUCUUGGGUAAAUCUGGAGAAGGUGAUCCGUGAGGUGAUCUGCCUGGCGCAGGGUGCAGAAGAGCCUCUAGCGGAGAAGCAUAGUGAAACAUGAAAUCAUUUGUGGUUUUCACCGGCAAUAAUGAUAACAGGCAUUCAGGCAAUAUGAUAUAUAUGUGUCAUGGACUCAUGGUUGGCAAUCUCUGUCAAAACUUGAUGUUCAUCAUCAAGAAAUUAAUUGCAAAUUAUUGAUAGGUGAUCCGUAUCUGUACGUAGUAAUCAUCCAACUACAUUGUUGCUGAAGGUGCUUAUCAUGUGGUACAGUACAACCGGACACUACGUAGAGCAGUCCCUGCAAGCAAGAAGCUAGGAAGAAACAAUCGUGUUGAGUAUGCCAUGAGAUUUCAAAAAAUUAGUGACCUUUUAAAGUUUA